This is a messenger RNA of Rotaria sordida, 1554 nucleotides long. Lineage: Eukaryota; Metazoa; Rotifera; Eurotatoria; Philodinida; Philodinidae. The record is from the annotation of a GenBank genome assembly.
AUGUUAUCAGCUAACUUGAAUGAAGAUGAACAUUGUCAAAUUUGUGGAGAUUUAGCAUCGGGAUGGCAUUGUGGAGCAAUAACAUGUGAAGCAUGCAAAAAAUUCUUUCUACGCUCAAUUUCAACAAAUGAUGAAGAAAAGAAAAAAUAUAAAUGUCAAAAAAAUUUAAAUUGUUUAAUAACAAAACGUUCUCGAACACAAUGUCAAUAUUGUAGAUUACAAAAAUGUAUUUCUGUUGGAAUGAAAUCUAAUGAAACAAUUGAAUCAAAGAUAGAAGAUUUAUAUAAAAAAUUACCAUGUGUUAUUUGUAAUGCAUCAGCAUCAGGUAUUCAUUUUGGUGCUGUUACAUGUGAAGCUUGUAAAGGUUUUUUUCGUCGAUCAAUAAAAGAAAAUGCUCUUGAACAAUAUCAUUGUAUUGAAAAUAAUAAUUGUGAAAUUAUUUCAACAUCAAAAAUAACUUGUAGAGCAUGUAGAUUUCGAAAAUGUAUUCAAACUGGAAUGUCUAUGAAUGCUUCUCGUAUUGGUCGACAAUCAAAUCUUUUUAAAGAAAGUAUUCGACAAUUUCAAAAUAAUUCAACAUCAAUAGCAACUGUAAUAGAUUCAGUUCGUAUUGCAUCAAUGGCUAAAAAACGAAAGACUAAUAAUAAAAAUGACAAAAUAUUUGCAUCAAAUAAUGAAAUUGAUAUUGAACUUUCACCAACAAUAAAAACAUUUAUUGAAAAUGUUUAUAAUGCUUAUCUUGUUUAUUUAAAGGAUUUACCUAAAUGUAUUCCAUAUGAAACAGUUUGGUCGACAAUGGCAUCACAAAUGAUUAUUUAUGCUCAAGCAAUUAUGAAUUUUUGUCAAAAUUUUACAAAUAUGUCGAACAAAUAUGAAAUCAUUUCAUCAUCUAUCAAUUCUGUUAUUAUGAUAACAUUAUUACCUGAUAAAACAUUGAUGAAAUCUUCAUAUGAAAUUAUACAAUCAACAUGGAAUUAUUGGCAAGCUGAAUCAACAUUAUCAAUGGAAUUAAAUGCAUAUGUUCCACAAUUAACACAAGCGGAACAUUUAUUUCGUUCAUAUGAAUUAAAAUUACGAAAUCUUCAAUUGGAUGAAAAAGAAUUUUCUCUUCUUUUAUUAAUGAUUAUUACUCGGAAUAAUUUAAAUGUAAUCAAUGAAUCUAAUAAAUCAUGGUCAAAAUAUCAAUAUGAAUGUAUUCAAGCAUUUUGUGAAUAUACUCAAGCUCGUCGAUCGAAUAUCAAUCGAGAAUUUUCAAUUGAAAUUUAUGAUAUUAUAUUUUUGGUAUCUCAACUUCGUUCAUUAAAUCAUCAUAUAACUCAAUGUUUUAUCAAUCUUCCAUGGCCAUAUGUACGAAAUUUACCUUCAUUUUUUUAUCGUAUUUUUUUACCAAGUACAACAAAUAGAACAUCAAUAUUAAAUAGUAAUUAUGAUUCAUUAUCUUUGUCAUCUGUCAAGUCAUCAUUAAAUAGUAUUAAUCGUUAUGAUAUUGAGUUAUUUAGUGAUUGUUUAAAUAGUAAUUCAAUGGAUGUAAAUAUAUGUUAUGAUCUAUGUUGA